AGUGCCGCCCGACGUACCUACGUGUAUUGUAUGGAAAUAAAUAAUUGCCCCCCGUAUUCUUCUUUUGACGAGCUCUCCGGCGGGUCCAUUAUGUCCGUUUGAGCGUAAACGGUGGCAUUCGGACGCCAGUGGCGACGUCCUCGGUCGCCUGCGUCCUGCGUCGCGCUCCGCACAACACCACGACAAUAUGAACACCUCCGAUCGAGAUGGGAUACUCCGCAACUGCACGCCGCCGGCCAUCGACGACUUUCCAGCGGGGCUGUUCACGGAGCAGCAGCGGCAGCACGGCGCCAUCGUCCUCCAUGCACUCAUCUCCAUCUACCUCUUUGUCGCUCUCGCUGUCGUUUGCGAUAAGUUCUUCGUACCUGCCGUGGGUAAAAUAUGUCAAGCGCUGAACAUGACUAACGACGUUGCCGGCGCGACAUUUAUGGCGGCGGCCACUUCUGCACCUGAGCUUUUUGUGAAUGUGAUAGGCACAUUCAUCACUGAAGGCGAUAUUGGUGUGGGCACCAUUGUCGGUUCUGCUGUAUUCAAUAUUCUUGCCGUAGCUGCAUGCUGUGGUAUUGGAGCUGGAAUGGUAGUGCCUUUAGAUUGGUGGCCUUUGACAAGAGAUUGCCUUGCAUACGGAAUUACAGUGUCAAUACUAAUUUGUAUUAUGCACGACGAAUAUGUACAGUGGUAUGAAGCAUUUUUACUUGUUCUUCUAUAUGGAGUUUACAUUUGUAUUAUGUAUUACGACAAAUCGAUUCAACAUUUUGCUAGAGCAAGCUGGAGGUUUAUGUCAAAUGUAUUGCACAAAAAAGAUGAGAAACAGGACAGCUUAGAAAAUGAAGUUAAAAAUGUUAAGUCUUCUCCAUCGAUUAAUAAAAACGAUUUAGAUAUGGAAUAUCACCAACGUAAUGGAAAUAUAAAAACUACCUUAUCUCCUUACCCAGACAUCAAUGAAAAGAAUUGUGAAAUUGAGUCAUCGCAAAUAGAGAAAACGUCACUGGGCGAAAUUGGAAAAUCCAUAAAUAAUGAUGUUGAAACUAGAACUAUCGACAUGGAUAUUGUCAAUCCAGAAGAUAAUGUCAAUCAGUCAAAUACAGACGAAAUUAAAGAAGCAGGUGAUGAUUAUGAGCACUCACUUUGGAAGUGGCCGACAGGUAGAAGUUGUCUUACAAAGACUACUUGGAUUGUGACAUGGCCCAUUCACUUAAUUUUCUUAUUUACUAUCCCAGACUGCGAAAAGCCUCGAUUUAAGAAUUGGUUCCCGUUGACGUUUAUGAUGUGUAUUGUAUGGAUAGGUUCGCUUUCUUACAUUGUUGCCUGGAUGAUCACUAUUAUCGGAGAUACAUUAAUGAUACCAGAUUCCGUAAUGGGAAUCACGUUCCUUGCCGCUGGUACGUCUGUACCUGAAGCAGUUUCCAGCGUUAUUGUAGCUAAACAAGGUCAUGGAUCCAUGGGAAUAAGUAAUUCAAUUGGAUCAAAUACAUUUGAUAUUCUUUUAUGCUUGGGACUGCCAUGGCUCAUUAAAGCGUCACUAACUCCAGCAGAGCCGGGACACUAUUGGGUGAAGAUUAACUCAAUGGGCUUGGAGUACUCGGCGAUAUCUUUAUUGUCUACACUACUCUUGCUGUAUUUGACAUUUUGGUUCAACAAGUUCAAGCUGGACGCGGCCGUCGGUCGUGCAUGUCUCGGCAUGUACGCCAUGUUUUUGGUGCUCGCUACCUUAAUUGAGCUGAAUGUUUUCUUCCCCGUUAACAUGCGUACGUGCAAGAGAACGGAACUGAAAUCCUAAUCUAGUGUCUAAACGAAAAUUGAAAAUGAACUAUAAAAUUAAUGAACGGUGGUAUCUCUAGUAGUAAACAGUGCGUAAAAUACACCAAAUAGUAGUGCCUAAUAAGCUUUUGAAAUUAAGGUAUAAUUAAACUUUUAUUUAAAUUUGCGCUGCCCAAUACAGUUU
Achroia grisella is the source of this 1945-nucleotide messenger RNA. RefSeq names its product sodium/potassium/calcium exchanger 3 (gene zyd). Gene Ontology annotation, cellular component: membrane. Bases 188 to 1780 code for a protein of 530 amino acids. Gene Ontology annotation, molecular function: calcium, potassium:sodium antiporter activity; calcium channel activity. NCBI's taxonomy places the organism in Eukaryota, Metazoa, Arthropoda, Insecta, Lepidoptera, Pyralidae. The transcript is spliced from 10 exons. Gene Ontology annotation, biological process: calcium ion transmembrane transport; intracellular calcium ion homeostasis. The record is from RefSeq and is a predicted model, not a curated record.